This is a messenger RNA of Zootoca vivipara (common lizard), 5662 nucleotides long. RefSeq names its product mitogen-activated protein kinase kinase 2 (gene MAP2K2). Gene Ontology annotation, molecular function: ATP binding; protein kinase activity. The record is from RefSeq and is a predicted model, not a curated record. Gene Ontology annotation, biological process: protein phosphorylation. Lineage: Eukaryota; Metazoa; Chordata; Lepidosauria; Squamata; Lacertidae.
GGCCACGCUCCUCCUCCUCCUGCUGCCCCUCCCACCCCAGCUCCGUGUUCCCCUGAAGGGCCGGGCUUGGGAGCGCAGGUAGGCCUCAGGAGCAGCCUCGGCCUCGCGUAGCUCGCCGAGCCGGGUGAUGACGACGGCGACGCUACUGCUGCCGCUACUGAGGCGAGGCCCUCGCUGAGGAAGAAGGCCGCCGCCGCCGUCAUGCCGGCCAAGAGGAAGCUGGUGCCGCCGGCCCUCAACAUCACCCCGACCAUCGCCGAAGGGCCCAGCCCCACAGGCGGGGAGGUCGAAGGCUCCGAAGCACAUCUUGUUGACCUCCAGAAGAAACUGGAAGAACUGGAACUGGACGAGCAGCAGAAGAAACGGUUGGAGGCUUUUCUCACCCAGAAGGCCAAAGUUGGAGAGCUGAAAGAUGACGAUUUUGAGAGGAUUUCUGAGCUGGGAGCCGGUAAUGGUGGAGUGGUCACCAAAGUACAACACAAACCCUCAGGGCUAAUCAUGGCACGGAAGCUGAUUCACCUGGAGAUCAAGCCUGCCAUCCGAAACCAGAUAAUCCGCGAGCUCCAGGUGCUUCACGAGUGUAACUCUCCAUACAUUGUGGGUUUCUAUGGCGCCUUCUACAGCGAUGGGGAGAUAAGCAUCUGUAUGGAGCAUAUGGAUGGAGGUUCCCUAGAUCAGGUUUUGAAAGAAGCCAAGAGAAUUCCUGAAGAUAUCUUGGGGAAAGUCAGCAUAGCGGUUCUGCGAGGAUUGGCUUACUUACGAGAGAAGCACCAGAUCAUGCACAGAGAUGUGAAGCCUUCUAACAUCUUGGUGAAUUCCCGGGGAGAGAUUAAGCUCUGUGAUUUUGGAGUCAGCGGCCAGCUCAUCGACUCCAUGGCGAAUUCCUUUGUGGGCACUCGCUCCUACAUGUCUCCUGAGCGCUUACAAGGUACGCACUAUUCGGUCCAGUCUGAUAUCUGGAGCAUGGGUCUCUCUCUGGUGGAGCUGUCUAUUGGAAGGUAUCCCAUCCCGCCGCCAGAUGCCAAGGAACUGGAAGCGAUAUUCGGCCGCCCCGUGUUCGACGGGGCAGAAGGGGAAUCCCACAGCAUCUCACCAAGGCCCAGGCCCCCAGGCCGCCCUGUUAGCGGCCACGGGAUGGACAGUCGACCUGCGAUGGCUAUCUUCGAAUUGCUGGACUACAUAGUUAAUGAGCCACCUCCAAAGCUGCCAAACGGGGUUUUCACUCAAGAGUUCCAGGAGUUUGUAAAUAAAUGCUUAAUUAAAAACCCUGCUGAACGGGCAGAUUUGAAGAAGCUGAUGAAUCACACCUUUAUCAAGCGCUCCGAAGUGGAAGAGGUGGAUUUUGCCGGCUGGCUAUGUAAGACGCUGCGGUUGAACCAGCCCAGCACUCCCACCCGCACCGCCAUGUGACCGCCAAGGAAGCCGCCUUCUUCCCCCCCCCCUCUCGUGCAUCUUGCUUGUCUGCUGUCAUCCACCACCCUUCAGCAGAAGAAAAGAACCCGCCUCUCUCGGCCUGCCUCUCCUCCGCGACCUCUGUUUUUUUUGUUUUGUUCCGGAACAGCAAAGGCGCCGCAGUUCGGAAGCUGCCCAGUCAUCCAGACAGCGAGAGCAGAAAGCGGGCUUGCUUCACCCUCUUCCUGUUUUGUUGUUCGGCUUCAUCCCUCUCCCCACAGCGGAGUGUGGAUCUCUUCAGAGCUUCUGACUCUGGGCAAGGGAUUGGGGGGGGUAUGUACAGCAGCGGGUGAGCUGCUUUUCGUUUACGUUUUGUGUCACCAGUUUUGGGGGAAAGGGACAGGCUGUGCCUUCUUUCCUUUCUUUCUGUGCACUUGCUUCCUGGGCGGGGGGCCUGAGAGGCGCAGGCAGGCAGGCUUGCCGGGCGGGUGCUGCAGAUGGGUGGAGAAAUGUGGAGCAGCUUGGGCGGGCGGAAGCGGGCCGAUUAGCCAAUGGAGCAGCGUGGCAUUUCGUCGGGGUCCUUGCUAGAGCCUGUCGGAGGAAGAUAGCAAGAGCGACCGUGCGAUUUUAAGGAAGUUUGUGUUUGGUGGUUGAAAAGCUAGCAGUCAAUUCCUUCCCAUGCUCUCCUCCUCCUCCUCCUCCUCUUCCCCUCCCCACGGUUUCUGCAUUCAGUUUCUUUACAAGAGAAGUCCUUAGUUCCACUUACCUCUUUGUGUUUGUGGGAGAGGGAACGCCCAUGGCUUCAAGGCGAACGUGGAAGUGUCUUCACGUGUGUCUUGUGUGUGAGAGUGUGUAAUUUUUACGUACAAAUGCAACACGCGCACCGGGGGCGGGUUGUAUCCGGCGCUAGUCGUGCUCGGCGUAGACCCGUUGAAAUUAGCGGACAUGCCCAUUUUGUGUGCAUGCGUUUUGGUGGGUCUGUUCUGGGUUGGGGCUUGUUGGUUGCAGCCCCAUCCGUGCCCCGUGGAAAUUGUGUUGUCAUUAUAAUUCAUGUAGAAUUGGGGGGGGGGAGCAGCAGUCCACACGCUGCUUCUCCAACGAUGUGACAGUUUUUAAAGCCAUCUCCUUCCAGUCUGAACAGAGUGCUUUAUUUCUGAAAUCAUGUGCCCUAACUCGUCGAAGUGGAGGGUGGAGAUCAGUAGUCUUUUGCGGGUAUUUAUUGGAGAAGAAUCACAGCUGCUAAUUCUUGACCUUGACGGCGGAGGGGACACGAAGGCCGCCUUUUUGUCCAGCGCACGCUCAGUGUGUGUUGUUCCUUGGGCCUUGUAGCGGAGGUAUCGCUCUUCUGACAAAGGUAUCGUCGGUUUCUGCCUUCUUGGUACUGGCAUUGUUACGUCUCUGUUUCCGAGAGUGUGUGAUUUAAUUGUGAAAGAGUCCCAUGCUACAAUGGAUGCUUCUCAGUGUCUUGCUGAUGCUGCUGCCCUCCAUAGCUCAGAGGAGGCGUCGCCUCUGCAGCAGGUGAACUGGAAGAAAAGCUGGUGGCGGUGGUUAGGCUCCCCCCCUCGCCCCCCAGUCCUCAUCCCCAAUCUUAUCAGAUCCUUCUUUAAACUUCCAUUUCUCUCUCUCUCUCGCUCAAACUCUCUCCCCCCCCCCUCUUUCAUUUCCAGUUAAUUCCUUUACCAUUAUUGGCUUUUAGCUGUCCAGGUAACUGAAGGGGAGUGUAUGAGUGAGACCCAAUACACGCUUGCCCUACAGCCCAUUUUCUUUCUUUUUUUAAAAAAAGCAUAAAAAGGGAGAGUCAGGUUCUUCAAAGUUCUCCGCCACCUCGCGGUCGAUAAGGUGUUGGCAUUUUGUUCUUCUUGAAUACUGGGCCCUCUGCCAUUCUGGGAAGUGUGGGAAUCGGCGUCCAGCCGGCCAUCGUGCCCCACCCCUUGAAUUCCAGCAGGUAAGGAAGCCACAGCUGGGUGGCUGAACCAGGUGGAGUCCCCUCAGGGGAGUGGCCAAAUCAGGGCUUGCUGAGGAUGAUGUUGAAGAGGUGCUGGCCAUGGUGCAGGCCGAAGCAAGCGGCAGGUGGGCUGACGGAUGAGUCACUCGGCCACAACGGAAGCUAGCAGCUCGCAUGGGACCACCACUUUCCUGUUAGCUCACCUUGCUAGGAACCCUGCAUCCAAAAAAAACCCCAAACCCCUAUCUAAGGUGAAGCUGCUUUUAAAGGACACGGUUGCCUUGAGCUCCCCGACACAAGGGAUUAACUUUUCCCCAGCCUCUCUUGGCACUUACCUCUCGAAAGGUGGCAGAGCCUGUGGGUAUCUUGGCACCCAUGCAUGGCGCAGCUGGCUGGCAUGGUUGCCAGGUGCUCCGCAGGAGAGAAAGGCCCAGUUCAGCGACCGAAUGCCUACCUCCGGGAGUCUGCACCAUAAUGUCUCCCAACAUGUUUCCCAGAGUGUCUCCGUGGGGGUGGGGGAACUUUGUGGAGUGCCUACCCCGAGGGGGGGGAUUUUGGAGUGCCUUCUCAAAAUUUCCAAAGGUUGUUGGGUUGCUAAGAGCAAAAUGGAAGGCUCUCCCUCUAUUGGCAGUGCGACCUGAAAUCCCUGGGACUCCCCCCUCUGCAGAGAUGUGUACACAGAACAACCUUUAGCCACAAGACGGAGGCUGUGCCGUGCAGGCACAUUUCUUGACUUUGGUGAACUGGGCUGGUCUCUUGCAUUCGGGACUUAGUGCGGCAAGCCGCUUUUUCUCUCACCAAGCCCUUCUCAGAGAAAUCCCCUACCCCCCUCCAAAAAAAAAAACCCAAUUCACUCAUCUCUCACCGAACCCUCUCCUCAUAUACUCAAACUUCCUUCUGUUUCUCGGUGGCUUGUCUGUGAAGGAUAUUUGAGUAUCAGUACUUUCCAUUGGCUCCUACCCAAUUACAGGGCAAAGAUGUGAGCUUUGUGCGUAAUUUUGAGGGAGAGAAACUGAGCCCUUGCGUGUCUCAUCGCUGCCUUGGGUUUUUCUUCGCUGCCCUCUGCCUGCAGGUAGAUGGCAUGGCCCACAUCUUUCCUAUAGGUGGUGGUUCUUCUCUCCUGCACCCCCCCUCCGGACUGCUAGCAUCUGAUAUGAUCUAAAAGGGGUGGCGGACAGGACCCCGCAAGCUGACGAAGACUGCUAGGAAGAUAAGCCAGGCGAGGGGAGAGACCCUCUGUUCAAUCAACUGCUGUUGAUUGUGGAUACGGAAUAUGCUGGUUAUGGAACGAAAGGAAAAUAAUAACAGACUGUGCAUCAUUUUAUUUCCCCUUCUAAAUAGUGUAAGUGACUCGAUCAUAGAUUUAAAAAGAAACAAAACAUUUGGAAGGUGUUUCACCCACCCACCCACUCCCCUUUUAACCUUGCAGUUGCUCUUAUUUGACGUUCUUUCUAAGGGACUCUGACCAUGUCGUUGCUGUUUUCAUAAAGUCUUCAUAAAGCAGCAAGGGAGAAAGAUGGGUGGAUUCUCUUGUGGGGGCGGUGGGGACCUUUACUGUGUGUGUUUUCUCCCCCUAGAGCAGCUGGGGGAAAACUUGCAAAUAUUCAAUCCUCUUAAAGUGGGCCGAAGGAAAUGGGAAGAGAACCCCUUAGCACAGGCAUCCCCAAACUUCGGCCCUCCAGAUGUUUUGGACUACAAUUCCCAUCUUCCCCGACCACUGGUCCUGUUAGCUAGGUAUCAUAGGAGUUGUAGGCCAAAACAUCUGGAGGGCCGAAGUUUGGGGAUGCCUGCCUUAGCAGAUCUAUAGGCGACAUUUCUUGGGUGCGGUGGGCAGGGAGGGGGAGGCCUUUUGUAACCCAAGUCUUUUUUCUCAAACUAUAAUUUGAAAUUCAUUAUCGCAGCCAGAUCUCUUCCACUUUGACACUGUCUUGACAGCUGAUUUAAUUUCCCCCUCCCCUCACUCCCCACUCCAAGUGCAAAUGUUCGUUUAUCAAAUGGGGUAACUCCUGAGGAUCUGAAUGUAUAAUAUUCAGUGUUUGAGUUAAAAGUUGUCAAUGAACUAGUGGGAUCAUGUGAUCUAAUUACUGUACUUUUUUCCCAUCAUGCUUAUAUAUAUCUGAACAGUGAGGCUUUUGCUGGGUAUGUGUGUGUGGGGGGGUGCAUUUUACGGUUCAAAAAGAUUUUUGGUUAUGUUUCCUUUAACGGCUUUGGUUUCUUGGGGAAGGGGGUUUAAGAAUGUGCUGAGCGUUUUGACGGUGCUUUUUUUUUUUUAAGAAACUAUUUUCACCAUGGGGAGAUGAAAUAAAUGGCACUUUACAUUAAGAA